AUGUCGGGCCCCCGCCUGCUGGCUGCGCUCUGCGGUGCGCUCCUGUGCGCCUCCGGUCUCUUCGCCGCCUCGGGUGACUUCUGUGACUCCAGCCAGUGUCAGAAUGGUGGGACUUGCCUGGUGGGUCUGGACAGUGCCCCCUUCUACUGCCUCUGCCCUGAAGGCUUCACGGGCCCUACGUGCAACGAUAUUGAGAAAGGUCCCUGUACCCCAAACCCCUGUCACCAAGAUGCUGAAUGCCAGAUGACCAGCGGCAGGGGGGAUGCUUUCACCCAGUACAUCUGCAACUGUCCAGAGGGCUUUUCAGGUGUUCACUGUGAGACCAGCUGCUUCAGGCCGCUGGGCAUGGAGGGAGGUGCCAUUGCCGACUCGCAGAUCUCCGCCUCCUCUGUAUACUUUGGCUUCUUGGGCGUGCAACGCUGGGGCCCGGAGCUGGCUCGUCUGCACCUCCCGGGCAUCGUCAACGCCUGGACAGCUAGCAACUAUGACAAAAAUCCUUGGAUCCAGGUGAACCUGCUGAGGAAGAUGCGGGUGACAGGUGUGGUGACACAAGGUGCCAGCCGGGUGGGCAGUGCCGAAUACCUGAAGACCUUCAAGGUGGCCCAUAGCCUCGAUGGGCACACGUUCCAGUUCAUCCAGGAUGCUGAGAGGCGUGGAGACAAGGUGUUUGUGGGUAACGAGGAUAAAAGUAGCUUGAAGAAGAACCUGUUUGACUCCCCUCUGGAGGCGAAGUUUGUGAGGCUGGUCCCUGUGAGCUGCCACCGGGGCUGCACCCUCCGCUUCGAGCUGCUUGGCUGUGAGUUGAAUGGAUGCUCUGAGCCCCUGGGCUUGAAGGACAACUCCAUCCUCGACAAGCAGAUCACAGCAUCCAGCUACUUCAAGACCUGGGGCAUAAAUGCCUUCGGCUGGCAUCCCUCCUAUGCACGUCUGGACAUGCAGGGCAAGUUCAACGCCUGGACCGCCGAGAGCAACCAAGCUUCCGAGUGGCUGCAGAUUGACUUGGGUUCCCAGAAGCGGGUGACUGGUAUUAUCACCCAGGGGGCGCGAGACUUCGGCUACAUCCAAUACGUGGCAGCCUACAAGGUGGCCUAUAGCAAUGAUGGCCUGAAGUGGACAGAGUAUAAGGAGCUCGGGGCUGCCGACAGCCGGAUCUUCCCUGGCAACUCUGACAACAACUCUCACAAGAAGAACGUGUUUGAGACGCCCUUCAAGGCCCGUUAUGUUCGAGUGCUGCCUGUGGCCUGGCAGAACCGUAUCACCCUGCGUGUGGAACUGCUAGGCUGUGACCAAUCCCCCAAUCUGCCUGGUGUCUCGGACCCCAGCAGCCCGUGGCCCCGAGCGCUCGAGUCGUCGAGGAGCUGUCCGGGGACGAUCAGGCUGGGUCAGGGGAAGGGGGCGGGUGGGGAGACAGCUGUCGGCCGGAGCUGGCAGUACUCGUUGGCUGGGGGUGCCCCGGGCGUUGUGGGGUGGGCCGACUGGCUCGGAAUCCGCGUGUGCAACGCGAGGAGGCCCAUCCGAGCUAACCCCGUGGCAUCCGAGACCACGACCCAGCUCCAGCCCCCUUCCCGCCGAUGGCUGCCUGCCUUCUUCUCAACCUGUCCCUGA
Chrysochloris asiatica (Cape golden mole) is the source of this 1605-nucleotide messenger RNA. RefSeq names its product milk fat globule-EGF factor 8 protein (gene MFGE8). The record is from RefSeq and is a predicted model, not a curated record. Lineage: Eukaryota; Metazoa; Chordata; Mammalia; Afrosoricida; Chrysochloridae. The transcript is spliced from 11 exons. Bases 1 to 1605 code for a protein of 534 amino acids.